AUGAAAAGUGAUUUCAAGUUUAGCAAUCUUUUGGGAACCGUGUACCGACAAGGAAACAUUGUCUUUUCCCCGGACGGAACAUGUUUAUUGUCCCCGGUCGGAAACAGAGUCUCGGUUUUUGAUUUGAUUCACAAUAAGUCAUUCACAUUCAAUUACGAACACAGAAAAAACAUUUCAGCAAUUGCUUUAAACCCACAAGGAUCAUUGCUGAUGUCGAUCGACGAGGACGGUCGUGCUAUUCUCGUGAACUUCAAGGCUAGAACAGUUUUGCACCAUUUCAACUUCAAAAACAAGGUCAGGAGUAUUGAGUUUUCGCCUGACGGUACACACUUUGCUGUCGCAGCAGGAAGAUUUGUGGAAGUGUGGAAGACCCCAGAUCUAGCUGAGGAUAGGCAGUUUGCUCCCUUUGUGAGAUAUCGGGUAUAUGCUGGCCAUUAUAAUGACGUAACAGCUGUGACGUGGUCGAACGAUUCAAGAUUUAUUCUUUCUGCAAGUAAGGAUAUGACGGCUCGAAUUUUUUCAUUACAUUCAGAAGACAAAAGCGUGAAAAUGUCACUUGCAGGACAUAGAGAUUACGUUGUAAAAGCUUUUUUUGACUCCACCCAAGAAGUUAUCUAUACUGUUUCCAAAGAUGGUGCAAUUUUCAGAUGGGAAUACACCGAACGCCCAGGAGAGGAGGAGUUGCCAGAGGAAGAAAAAACUAUGAGUUGGAGAAUCAUCUCCAAGAACUUUUUUUUCUCAGACGCAUCCUUAAAAUGCUGCACCUUCCAUUCGAAGUCUAACCUAUUGAUCGUUGGGUUCGGAAAUGGUGAGUUCAGACUAUAUGAAAUGCCAUCAUUUACUUUGAUUCAGCAACUUUCUAUGGGAUCGAAUGGUGUAAGCACUAUAACUGUCAACCCCAGUGGAGAAUGGAUUGCCUUUGGCUCGCAAUCAAUGGGCCAGCUUUUAGUGUAUGAAUGGCAAUCAGAAUCAUAUAUCUUGAGACAGCAAGGUCAUUUUGAUUCAAUGAAUGCUUUGGCAUACUCUCCGGAUGGAUCAAGAAUAGUGACAGCAUCAGAAGAUGGUAAAAUAAAGAUAUGGGAUAUAGUGUCUGGAUUUUGUCUAGCCACAUUUGACGAACAUCAGUCUUCUGUCACAGGAGUAGCAUUUGCCAAGAGAGGACAAGUGAUGUUCUCAUCAUCUUUAGAUGGUACUGUUAGAGCUUGGGAUUUGAUUCGGUUUAGGAACUUCAGAACUUUUACCUCCACAAGUCGAAUUCAGUUCUCUUCUGUUGCUGUUGAUCCCAGUGGUGAAAUUGUCGCUGCAGGGUCGUUAGACAACUUCGACAUCCAAAUAUGGUCGGUUCAAACCUCGCAACUAUUGGAUCAGUUAUCAGGACAUGAAGGUCCUAUUUCGUACCUGAGUUUUGGCUCCGAAGCCAAUGCUAAAUUGGCAAGUGCCUCCUGGGAUAAAACAGUCAGAGUCUGGGAUAUAUUUGGCAGAAGCCAGGCAAGUGAACCUUUUGAUUUGACUUCUGAAUGUUUGGCAUUGUCUAUGAGACCAGACUCGAAAGAAUUUGCCGUUUCAACUAUGGACGGUAAGAUUUCAUUUUUUGAUAUUGAAAGUGGCAGAAUGAUUAGAGAAAUUGAUGGUAGGAAAGAUAUAUUACAAGGUAGAUACAAGGAAGAUGAGUUUGCGAGUGCUAAUUCAAAGCGUGGUAAGCAUUUCACAACCAUCGCUUACAGUUUUGAUGGCUUAACAUUGAUUGCUGGUGGUAACAAUAAUAGUAUAUGUAUGUACGAUUUGCCAAAUGAAGUUCUUUUGAAAAGAUUCAAAAUCUCAUUGAACAUGCAGUUGAAUGGUACCCUUGAAUAUUUGAACUCUAAAAAUAUUGUCGAUGGUAAUGCUGUUGAUCUUGUCGAUCGUUCAGGCGAGUUAUCCGAUGCCGAAGAAAAUCAUAAGGCUGAUUUGAGAUUGCCGGGGUCUCAUCGUGGUGAUGCAGGAUUGAGAUCGACCAGACCAGAAGUGCGUGUGAUGAGUGUGGGGUUUUCUCCUACGGCAAAUGCUUUUGCAGCUGCAUCAACUGAAGGUCUUCUAGUGUACUCUGUUGACGACUCAUUGCUUUUCGAUCCAAUAGAUUUAGACAUGGACGUGACACCAGAAAACACUUUGCAAUGUUUGAAUGAGGGAGAGUACUUAAAUGCAAUUGCCAUGGCUUUCAGAUUAAAUGAACAAUAUUUGAUUCACAAAGUUUACGAAGGAGUGAAUAAGGAUGAUAUCCCUCUUGUCGCAAAAGAUUUGCCAGCAAUUUAUGUUCCUAGGAUAUUAGAGUUUAUCGGAAGCAUUGCAAUGGAGAGCCAGCAUGUAGAGUUCAACUUACUCUGGAUCGAAAACUUGAUAACCGCCCACGGUAAAUUCAUAACCAAAAAUAAACAUUUGUUUGUCAAAGGAUUAAGAUCUAUUCAAAGAUUUUUAAGUAGGGUAGUUAAAGAUGUCAUUGGUUACGGUUAUAAAGUGAAUUACUUGGUUGAGUUUUUACUUGUGUCCUCUAAGACUGAAAAUAUGGUUUUGGAAGCCAACCACGAAAUCGAAGACGUUAUCAUCGAGGACAUUGAAGUUGAUGCUGCCGGAAAUCACGAGGACGAAGAAGCCGAGGAAGAAAGCGGCGAUGAAGAUGAGGAAGACAAUGACGAGGGCUGGUUCGGACCGGGAGAUGAGCAGAAGAAGUAUACCGACAACUUUUCAAAUUCGGACAGCGAUUCUGAGAGUGAGGAAGUCAUCCAAGACGAUGACUAG
Messenger RNA from Pichia membranifaciens NRRL Y-2026, 2775 nucleotides. RefSeq lists its product as hypothetical. Bases 1 to 2775 code for a protein of 924 amino acids. NCBI's taxonomy places the organism in Eukaryota, Fungi, Ascomycota, Pichiomycetes, Pichiales, Pichiaceae. Gene Ontology annotation, molecular function: protein binding. Gene Ontology annotation, biological process: maturation of SSU-rRNA from tricistronic rRNA transcript (SSU-rRNA, 5.8S rRNA, LSU-rRNA); ribosomal small subunit assembly. Gene Ontology annotation, cellular component: small-subunit processome; Pwp2p-containing subcomplex of 90S preribosome. The record is from RefSeq and is a predicted model, not a curated record. The transcript has a single exon.